CCGUACCACUUCUUCAAGCCAAAUCGCCAGCAAUCCACCAUGGCUAAACCAGAGGGGCCAACCAUUGGCGUGAAGCUGUUCGUGGACAAAGAGAAGAAGAAGGUGCUCUUUGCUGAGUCCGACAAGGAGUUCGUCGACGUGCUCUUCAGCUUCCUCACCAUGCCGCUCGGCACCAUUGUCCGCCUGCUGGACAAGCAGUCUCAGAUGGGGUGUCUCGACCAGCUGUACAAGAGCGUGGAGGACCUCAACUUGGAGUACUUCCAAACCAGUGCUUGCAAGGCGAUGCUUCUGAAACCGCUCAACGCGGCUUCCGGCCACUGCCGUCGCCUCAAGAUCAACGUCGAUGGAAGCGUUCCAAGGGUGGUCUAUGUCUGCAAGGACACGUCGUGCAGCGCACUCAGCGACAACGCGUUCAGUUCGUUCCCUGGCACGGUCUGCAAAUGUGGAAAGGUCAUGGAGUCCAUUGGACAGUGCCCAAAAUACGAUGGUGACACUGAAACCGCCGCCGCCGCCGCUUGUUCAGAGGAUGGAGUUUUUGUGAAAGGUUGCUUGAAAUUUAUCGUCACCCAUGAUCUCCAGGUUGCGCCAGCAACUACCUCUCUUAUGAUGUCUCUCUUCGAGAAAUUUGGUGUGCUUGAUCCAGCUGUCCUAGAGCAGCAGGUUCUGCAGUUCAGUUCAGAAAAGAUAACAUGCUUGCUGAAGAGAUUGUUGACGUCCAAGCAACCUCUCACUGAUCAUUAUUUCGAAGCUCCUGUUCCACAAGAUGAUGCAAGCCUAGAAGCGCUUGUUCAGAACUUACAUCCUAAACAAGAAAGCGAGGACCAGGAAAUGCCAGGUAACCUGAAGAUCAGGGUCCUUCAGACGAAGGACGAUUCCGCCCUGUUGUAUGCUGAAGUUGGUGUUGAUUUUGUGGACUCUCUCUUCAGCUUAUUAAGCAUUCCACUGGGAUCCGCAAUUAAGUUAUAUGGCCAGUGCUCGGCAAAAGGCUGCCUCGGUAAUGUUUACAGGAGCAUAGAUGGUAGUGUCCAAGAAUUCGUCAGAGAGGAGUGCCAGAGUCUUCUUCUGGACCCAAAGUUGCCACCCUUCUUUGGUUGCUGCGCUUCUAAGAUCCUUCAGGUCGACGAAUUAGCUCCAAGAGAACUGACGAUCAAAGCCUGCUUUGUUUGCUUCAAGAGUCUAGGGUUUUCAGGUUGUAGCCUUUGUCACGGUUACUACAACAGUAACUAUGUUUUUGUGAAGUGCGGAAAUAUGGUGAAGUCCAUUAAACUUUGUGAGGCGAAUCCAAAACAAAAAGGUGGAUGCGAGAAAGGCGAAGUAUAUGUAAGCCGGAAGGCGAAUUUCCUGGUUACUGAUGACCUGCGUGUUCUUCCACUCUCAUUAGCAUCCACUGUUAAGAUUGUUAGUGAUUCCAAAAUCCAGACCUCGAAUCUUGUGGUCAAAGAAAUCACAUUAACAAAGUCCAAGGUUAUGGAGCUACAGAGGGCUGUCCUGCUGCUGAGUCGCAACAUACUCAGCUCCGUGCUUCUGCAUCCUAAGAAGAACAAGAAGCUGCACCAUUACCAUCGCAUGUAUUAGCCGUCGUUGUUGCUUUACUCUAUGAUUAGCCACAAUGAUAACUAUGUACUAUGUCUGUUUUUCUGCUGAAUUUGUAAGUUAUCAUUUUGGCCACUGGUAUUCGGUAACUACUAUAACAGUUCGAGCAUAUAAUAAAUAUAAACAUUUGAUU
Zea mays is the source of this 1726-nucleotide messenger RNA. RefSeq lists its product as uncharacterized. The record is from RefSeq and is marked validated. Lineage: Eukaryota; Viridiplantae; Streptophyta; Magnoliopsida; Poales; Poaceae. Bases 40 to 1575 code for a protein of 511 amino acids. The transcript is spliced from 3 exons.